CGAUUGUGUUGUCUCAUGGAGGACGCAGUGCAUCCGCUGUCGCUGCGGCUGGAUCGGCAUCCUCUCGAUAUAUUUACAUGUCUUUGGCUCAAGAACACCCGCACGAAACCCCACGCCUUAUGCAUCCCCGACACGAUCUUGCUGGACCGCGGAGUCCUCGUCCACUGGUACUUCACGUCCAAGACCGGCGAGUUGCUUCGCCGCAAGAAGGACAAAACUACAAAGCCCAAUCUGCUUCGCUUCUUUCGCGACACCGCCCCGGGGCCCAUCGCCGCCGUCUACGUGUAUUUGGUCACGUCCUCCGAAUCCCCCGAGCCGCGGACUCUUGUGGUCGACCAUCUGACUCUCGCGGGUGUAGAGGACCUGCUCAACAGCCCCAUGUCGUCCACCCACGGCAUGCUGCAGAAAUUCGUCCCCCCCAAGUCGUGCUACAACAACAUGGUGCAGACCGUAUUUGCCCACGACACAUGUCACGCCGCCGUGCGCUGCUCGAACCCCCACAUGUUUGUCAAUGGACUCAUCCCCCUUGAGCUCCGCGCGGUCACGUUUGAACGCCCAACAACCAGCACUCACAAAGCGAUAGCCAACCCCGCAACGCUACAGACCCUCACGGCCCUGAAUCGGGACAUCGUACAUCACGUGGCCGCCACCGUGGGCAUGACUAUUGUGCGCCAAGUGCUGCACUUCAAAAUGGGCGCCGACGACAAACUGUACUUUCUAUGGCCAUCGUUGGUCGUGUUUGAAAACCAAGAAGCCAUCGUGCCGUGCCAACUGGUCACCCCCAGUCGCUUGGAGCAUUUGGUCAUGGCGGCACCCCCGCCAUUGGACGUAGCCGCGCCGCGCAUUUGUCCAGCAUGUGGAAAUCCCCACCGCGAACGAAGUGGGGCACCUGGUACCUCGGCCACGUUUCUCGUAACAUUCAAGGCCAUUGUGGCAGCGCAUCGUUAUACGGCGUCCAUGACUCAGAGCCCCACUCAGAAUCAGAACAAUCAGAACCCAACUCAGAAUCAGAAUCAGACGGGUCUGCCAGUGCCUGGCGUCAUUCGAGCCUCGUACGGACCGAUAAGUGACGACAAGUUCAAUACGCUGGUGAAAGAAUCGUCGUUUCUAUACCGAACCGUGCAAGUAUGUGAAGCGUGUUGCAAAGAGAUUAACACCAAAGCCAUCGCUCACGUCAACGCUGCCCGCCCAUUAUCCAUUCAAGCCACCAGUUCCACCACAAAGCCGAGACCGUUCAGCCAAAGCACGCGGUGGCGGAGCUGGAAAGACCCGCGACAUCUCGCGACAGCGGCCCUUGGCCCCAAGAAACCCCAAUCCGCGCGCCAACUCUUUCGAAAACCAGAGCUUCAUGUUACACCUAUUGCAAUCGUUCCAGCCUCACCUGCCACCCCCAGCGGUCGUAAAUCGCUGGCCGGACCAAGUCUCGAGCUCGUUCGUCGGUCGGAUGAAAUCUCUGACAACCAGAAACAACACGCCUCCGACAAAGUCGAGUUUGUGUCCAAGCCCCGGCCAGUGUCGGCUGCCUCGACGCUCGUCCCAUCCCGCCCCCGUGUAUCCAUUGCAUCAACGACCUCGUCACUGCUUGCCCCCAAGAAGCGUCAACCGAGCUCCAACUUUGCGACAGCCUUGGCCUCUCUCCGAGCAGCCUUCCGAGCCAGCACCCCCAAGCACACCCCGUCGCUGAGAAGCCUGCUCGUCCACCACGGGCUGGAGCCGCAACACCCCACCCUCUCCGUCCACGAGCUAUUCACGUUAUGCUACAACGCCAACACCCCCAUCAACCUCAACGACAUCAGGGCCGUGGCUGCAUUCACCGACCCCCGAGACAAUGCGGACGCGAUCGACAUUGACGCGUUGGAUGCGAUGCUGCUGCACACCCCCGCCGCUCCCCCUACCACGGAACAACCAACCGCCGGAAUUCCAACAAUGCUGAGGCCAAAAUCAUGUGUCUCCAAGCCCACCCAGUCCACUAAACAUCAACUCAUGCCACGACCCACCAUAACCCCCAAACCCCCGACGCACCCCGCAGAAUUGCGAGGAUCGGGUGGGUCGUUUCAGGCACCUGCCCGAUCGUUGGUUCCGUCCAGACCGCCGGAACCUUUGCCAACUGCCAAAGGCGACUCAACGUCCCCUGAAGACAUCGACUUAACCGACGAAGAAGCUGCGUGUUUAUAUCAUGUAUUAUUACAAGGAACUUGA
This is a messenger RNA of Aphanomyces astaci, 2199 nucleotides long. RefSeq lists its product as hypothetical. The record is from RefSeq and is a predicted model, not a curated record. Lineage: Eukaryota; Oomycota; Saprolegniomycetes; Saprolegniales; Verrucalvaceae. The coding region runs from base 16 to 2199 and encodes 727 amino acids. The transcript is spliced from 11 exons.